This is a messenger RNA of Poecilia latipinna (sailfin molly), 3741 nucleotides long. RefSeq names its product CMRF35-like molecule 8. NCBI's taxonomy places the organism in Eukaryota, Metazoa, Chordata, Actinopteri, Cyprinodontiformes, Poeciliidae. The coding region runs from base 1755 to 2783 and encodes 342 amino acids. The transcript has 11 exons. Gene Ontology annotation, molecular function: transmembrane signaling receptor activity. Gene Ontology annotation, cellular component: plasma membrane. The record is from RefSeq and is a predicted model, not a curated record.
CAAAUUCUAAAAUUAUUUCAAUAAAUUGGUUGAGUCCAAAUCUUCAUUAUUUUAAAAUCACCUUGUAGGUGACAUAUUCUGAAAUCAAGAGCAUAAUUUUUUUGCCAUUAAGUUUUAUCAACAAAAAAAAAUCUUACACACAUUUAAAAGUUAAGAGGUAAACCAGACUUUUGUUUAAAAAAAAAAGCCUUCCAGACUAACAUGGCCCCAAUACUACAGGUUUUUUUUUUUUGUUUUUUUUUUUUUAAAUGAUAUAUGUUAUUAUCUAGUAAUCAAUCUCUAUAACUUGGCUAUGAGCAAAUGUUUAGCAUGAAUGUAAGAAAUCCAAAAACAAAAACACAAAAAACUCUUCAUAAAUAGUUAUAAAGAACAUGUGAGUAUAAAUUUAAAUAACUUAAAUCAUUGCUGACUAUAAGAAAUAACAUGCAGCAUGUUGGUGAGAUGAUUUGAACACACAGCUGAAUAACUAACGUUACGCAUUUCUGACUCUGUUUGUCUCCACUUCCUGUUAUGGAAACAUACAAAUGAUUUAAAAUUUUGUGGAAGAAUUGGGUUACAAAUGCAAACAGCUUUCUUUUUUCAUAUCAAACAGGUUGUUAGUUUGUAAAAUAGAUGUAUGUCACAUCAAUGGUGGAAAAAGAUGUGGAGUAAUUUACUUUCAAUAGGCCCAAGUAACAUUUAGGAUUUUGUUAGAUUCUUAUCAAACUAAAAUCUUCUUUCCUUCCAAACUCAGGGCAAAAGUUCAACGUUGCUGAAGUGCCCAUUUAAAAAAAUAAAAUAAAACAUUUUAAUGCUAUGCUUCUCUGACAGAGGUCCAGAUUGAACAGAAAUUAUUCUCACUCAAUGCUGUCAAGUACAUAACCUGUGUAAAUUACUUCCACAUUCUAGGAAUUUACAUAUCCGUUGCUAUUUGUGUCCUCAAGUUGACCAAGUUUUUGCGGCUUCACAUUCUGAAAGAGUAAUGAAUUUCCAUUCUCUGAGAAAAUAAGAGAUGAAUUCAUCCUUCCAUCAAAUGAACAGCAUAAGUUGUUCUUUGAUUAAACCACCAAGAAAUUUAAACCCACAUUUAUCUUUGUCACAUAAAUCCCAACAAAUAAAAGUUGCAGCAGAACAAAAUGUGUGUCAGGGACUCUGACACGGCUCGUCUGAAAAAAUGCCUUUAUCUGGACUCAUCUGGUAAUAAAACUGGAUUAGUGCUUCCAUGGAAAAAUAAUAUCCUUCACCUCAAACGUCAGUAAUAUGGGAGAUCUUCUUCAGCGAAGUGCCAGGCUACGUUCACACAUACCAGAGAAAAUCAACACAGUCAAAAUUCAAACAUGUUCCUUAUUAUAGCCUGAGCUUUGAAUAUUCCACUCUUACCUCAGGGUGUAAUAUGCUGAGAUAAUGUGCAACAUGAAACUAAAUAGCUCGUAUUUAUUUUCAUAAUGAUUUUCGAUCCAAAGAUAAGUCGUACACUGCAGACAUUGUUCAGUGAAGCAGAGUCGUGUUUUAGUCACAUGAAGCAGGUGGAGGUUCACUCUGCGUCUGAGUCAGGUCCCAGCUUUCUCUUCUGCAUUUCUUCUCCUUCUCACGUCGGAGGCAGAUGCUCUGAUGACAGAUGACAUGCAAAUGCAUCGAGUCCUGUAGAAGAAAGGAGAAGUUGAAACAAUAAUUUUAAAAAAACCCCAAAAAAUCGAAACGGUCACAGAUCUGACUUCCUGAGGAGAAGUUUUAGGCCAAUAUUAGUUUCAGUUCAAGCAGUUUUGAACUCCACCAUGAGGAUAUAUUUUACAACUAUUGUCUGGUUGCUGACAGUCAGUGGAGAUUUACUUGUAGAGGAGGAAAAUGAUGAAGCGCCUCUCAACACUGCUGUAAAUUGGUCACACUGCGACAGUGCAACAGUGGAGCAAACAGCACGCCCUGGAGAGUCUGUUUCCAUCACCUGCAAAUAUUCACAAGCCACUGAAAACGGCAUCAAACACUUCUGCAGAGGCGAUGGAAACUUCAGCUGGACAAAGAUGAUUUCAGCGCAGCAUUCAAACUACACAAAACGGGAAAAGAUUUCCCUCAGCGUUGAUAAACAGCGAGGACUGUUCGAGGUGAACAUCUUCACGGUGACUCAGGAGGAUUCGGGCAAAUACCGGUGUGCCCUGGAAGAAAAUGAUAUAAUCACUUGUUUACAGGAAGUCGUCCUCCAUGUUCUGAACCCGUUUACAGUCCCGACCUACAGCAGAAAGGGAGAGUCACCACCUCAACCUGAGCAGAUUAUUACACCACCAACACGAGUGAGGACUUACAGGGGUUCUGAUUGUGGUUCUAGUUGUGGUGGACAAGAUAACCAAGGACCACCACCAGAUGAUGAACAAGAAAACAAAUUGGACAGUGAACAAGAAAACAAACUACGAGACGGUGAACAAGGAAACGAAACACUACCACCAAAAGCGAUUGCUGGCAUUGUGUGUGGUGGUGUGAUCGUGGUGGUGCUUGCAGUUGUCUUAAUACGCUGCAGACGGAAACUCUGCAACAGACGAGGGGAAACAUCGGAGCCGAAGAUAAACGCAGUACAAAGCGCAGAGACAACUGAUGGAGAUCACCAAUAUGACGAGAUACAGACGCAGAACAAAGAAGCAAAAACAGUCUGCACUCUUUAUUCCACAGUGAACCCACCUGCAGACCAGCUGCACUACGCCAGUGUCAAUAUCGAGGCCGGAGAGCCCAGAACUGGUAGUGAUCAAAAUGACUCUUCACACCCUCCAGCAGAGACCACUCUCUACUCUACGGUCGCAAAGCUCGGAGAAGAGUAGCCAAACUUCCUGUGUUUUCUGAAACAUGUUGUAGAGAAUUUGAUCUUUUUCUGGGUACUUGACAGUGGCGUCCCCAAGCGGUGGGUUGGAGGGGGCAUGACCUCCACUUGAAAAAUGCCGAAAAAUGUAGUUUUUCAUAGCAAGGCAUAUAGUUAUCUUCUUCAAUGAAGAUAUAAAUGUAAACAGGCAAUGUAAAUAAAUGAAAUUCCUAUAUUUUCUGUUGUGACUCCCUAAAAUGGGCACCCGAUGAGAAUUUUCAGGGGCACCACUGAGACAUGGAGAAACUGCUGCAAGGAUUUUUAAAGAAGGAAUGUCUUGCAUCAAGGAACCCUUUUGGGGUUUUUAUUCCUAACCCUACAGAGAAGCUGCCAGGAGCAUCAGCUCCAGCCACUUAUGAAUGGCGGAGAAUCUAGAGGAGGGCAAAUCCAGAACUCUGACCAGCUGAGCCUGAAACCUGCUGUUACUGCUACUUCAAGAGGCCGCUGAACAUAUCGUCUGCAGACUUUAUGGGAUGGUGGACUUGCAGAGGUGCUAGUGAACUAUGGGAGAUGAAGGCUGCUACCGGAAUGGACAUGCUGAUUCUUUGUUUUGUUUGCCUGUGAAUAAGUAGAACUCUGCAGCUCUGGAGUCAGAACUGCAUUUGGAGCUUUUAUUUUUUGUUUUACUAAUUUCAUGCAUUAAUGUCUAUUCUCUGGCUUUUUUUUUACUUGAUUUUAGGUAUAUUGUUUGACUUACCAAAUAUUGGAUAGAAUUAAAAGGUAAUUUCCCUUCAGAAAUAUUUUUCCCUUGUUUUGCAUGUACUCUGAACCUGAGUUUCAUAAAUCACAAUGAAUUACAAAUGGAAAAGAAUAUGUUAGUAUCUUAUUUUUAAGAAGAAAAAAAAUUGAUUACCCAGGACGUAUAUUAACAAGACUGAAGUCACAACUCUCCAUAAUAAAUUACACAAAAUUUGCAACAU